This is a messenger RNA of Ostrea edulis (European flat oyster), 1957 nucleotides long. RefSeq names its product neuronal acetylcholine receptor subunit beta-3-like. The transcript is spliced from 7 exons. NCBI's taxonomy places the organism in Eukaryota, Metazoa, Mollusca, Bivalvia, Ostreida, Ostreidae. Gene Ontology annotation, molecular function: acetylcholine-gated monoatomic cation-selective channel activity; transmembrane signaling receptor activity. Gene Ontology annotation, biological process: nervous system process; regulation of membrane potential; monoatomic ion transmembrane transport. Gene Ontology annotation, cellular component: synapse; postsynaptic membrane; neuron projection. Bases 81 to 1631 code for a protein of 516 amino acids. The record is from RefSeq and is a predicted model, not a curated record.
CCUGCCAAUACGUAUCGCUCUCACCAGCUCGAUGUAGCUUUCAUGAUCAGCUUUCUAAGACAGGAGGGAUUCUUGGGAAAAUGUACAUGUAUAAUUAUUGCGCGGUGUUUUGGUGCACAUUUCUAGGGACUUGCAGUGUUUUUGGAGGACGUGUUGGUGUCACGGAGAAGCGCCUGCUGCGGUACUUGUUCCAAGAAUACAGCUCCUUGACCAGACCUGUCCAAAACUACAGCGAUGUCGUUACCGUCAAGUUCGGCUUAUCACUCAACCAAAUACUGGAUCUGGAUGAAAAGAAACAAAUCAUCACUACAUCAGUCUGGGUAAAAGAGACAUGGUAUGACGAAUCUUUGGUGUGGGAACCCGAGCAGUAUGAAGGCACCAGACGCUUAAUUAUAUCUUCCACCGAACUCUGGCUUCCAGAUAUGUUCAUUUUUAAUACAGCUGGUGGGCAGUCGGAAGGCUUUGUGAACGUCACUGGAAGUAAACUUCUGAUAGAGAGUUCCGGCAUGGUCACAUGGACAGUUCCCCUGAUGAUAAAGAGUUCCUGUCCCGUAGAUGUGACGUAUUUUCCGUACGACCAGCAGACGUGCGAAAUCCAUUUUGGAUCCUGGAUUUAUGAUAUUACUAAGGUCGACCUUCAGCUGCAGUCUGGAAAACCCAAUUUACAGCAGUACAUUUUGAACAAUGAGUUUGAUCUGCUGAACGUGAAUUUAUAUAGAACGACGGUGGAUGAGGCAUGUUGUCCGGGGAGUGGAUCUCAUCCCAUUAUCCAUUUCAAGAUGAAUAUCAAACGGAAAUCCAUUUACUAUGACUACAUUGUUAUAGCUCCUACUAUCAUGCUUUGUAUUCUGACUCUGGCGUCCUUCUGGUUGCCAUGCCAUCACGGAGAGAAGAUAGCAAUUGGGUUGACCGUGUUUCUCACGUUGUACGUUCUCCAGCUUCUGAUUGCAGAGAACGUGCCCGAUACAAACACAACACCUGUCUUAGGCGUUUUCAUCUUCCUGGUGAUGACUCUCAACUGUAUUUCCUUGAUUAUGGCAACAUUGGUAAUGAGUAUAAAGAAGCGAUCAACACUAAAGCCAGUGCCAAGAGUGCCUCCUGUUAUGUUAUGGGUCUGCAAGCAGGUACUCGGAAAGAUCACAUGUACACCACCAGAAUCUCGUUUCCAUAGCUACAACCUUUGCCAAGACGACGAAGAUAAAAGUGCAUCUAUAAACACUUCAGAAUCGUGCGAUUCCUUGGAUUAUCUACUCCAUGAGUUCGAUGAGCAUAUGGAGGAAGAUGAUACAGUGUCUACCCACCUUUUACCCGAGGGUGACAACGAGGAUAUUUCCCAGAAUGCCACUGUAGCCAGUGCGCUGUCUUAUAGACGAACCCUAAAAAACAGACGGUCGUAUCGCAAAGCAAUACACAGUCAGAACAAAUCAAAUUUCACACCCACGACUCACACCAAAUCACCUGCAGAACCAACAGCCAAAGUCAACCCUAACUGCUUGAUCAGGAAACAACAGUGGUGCUACGUGGCGGAAACUGUUGACAAGGCCUCCUUCAUUAUAUAUUUCGCCAGUAUGUUCAUUACAAUCUUAACUGUACUAGUAUUUGUCCCCAGUCUACAGAAUGUAAACAACUGAUUGUCAAGUGUACAAUAAUAUAUCAAUGAAAUUAUACCAACGUUUCAAUACAGCUUGCAGUACUAAACUGCAUGUACUUGACCAAAUGAAAUAAAAUAAAAUGCUUUUGAUGUCAAAAAUGAUUUUGAAAAUGAAUUUUUCUAAUCACGAGUAUCUCAAACGAAAUUGUUCCCAUGCUAUAUAUAUUUUACUACAAAACCAUGUUGAAGUUCUUGGUAAAUGCACACACUUUUCAGAAAUUCUUGCAAAGCUAUGGCAUGUCAAACAUUGUAAUAUUUCCCAUUUGUAUUGUGUAAAUCAUUUAUAUUAUAAAAAAUUAAUUUUUA